AUGAAGUGGGCGCUCAAGUUCUCGACGAAAGGGAAAGGAGCAGGAGGCGCUGGCAAGCCUUAUCAGCAAGAGCCAGGCUUGCGAAACGGAGGAGGAGGAGGAGGAGGAGGAGGUGGAGGAGCUCCAGGGGGUGGAGGCCAGCGUGGGUUCAGAUCGAGCUCGGACGGAGAGGGGGGAGGGGAACGCGGGGACUACUACGACGACGGCGAUCUAGAGCCGGGGCAGGAGAGGGACACGCCUAGUGUUACGCCGCCGGACGCUACAAACGACGGUGGGGGGAGGGAAGCGGGCGGAGGCGGCGGCGGCGGCGGAGGCGGCGGACCAGAACAUCAUUAUCGCAGGCAGCGGGGGGCAGAAAAGCACGAGGGAGAGGGAGGCGAAUCAUCGCCCAACUACCGAGACGGGGAGGACGGUGCCGAUCACGACAACAACAACAACAACGCCUCAUCGGCGCCGCCUUUUACGGUAGACUCGACGGCGGGCGAGAAGGAGCGGGGAGGGGGAGAAGAUAUGGACUACGAGAGGCAGCAGCAGCACGGCGUGUUUGACGAGGACGGCGAUAGUCAGGCAAACAGCGCUCAGGCCAGCAAGACGGCUCGCAUGAGGUCUUUCGCGGAUGAUCCGGAGGCGCACGAAUUGGAGGACGGAGACGCGGACUGGGAUGCGGGCAAGGCCGACGGUCGACGGGAGGGUAACAGUCGUUCGGGCAGCCAGGGCGAUCGAUCCAGCCGAAACGAUGAAGAGGGAAGCCACAGCGACCACAGCGAGGAUGAAGCAAACGGCACCGAGGAGGGAGGGUAUGCCUCCAACCCCAGCCGGGGGCGCACGAGCACAGACGGCGGCGGGGGCAAGGGCGCCGGCUACAACUCGUUCAGCGGCGCCAGGCAAGGCCGACCACUCGAAGACGGGGAGGAAGAAGUGGAGGAGGAGGAUUUAGCCGAGGGCGGAGACGUCGAGGAUGAGGAGGAAGAGGAAGAGGAAGAGGAGGAGGAGGAGGAAGACCAAGAUGAAGAGGAGAGACAUCAUGGUGUUGGCAAUGGGAUGCGAGGAGGCGGGGGCGGGGGCGGGGGGGGACACGCCUACAACUCCGGCGACCGGAACUCCCGCGACCAGGCCGACCUGGAGCGCCGCGCGAUGGCGCACGCGUACGCCGACGGUCUGGACGGCGGGGGCGGCGGCGGCGAGCACUACGGCUCGGGCGGAGGGGCGGACAGGAAUCCGCAGCGCAACAUGCCCCCGGCCCCUCCGGGGGCCGCGAACGGCAUCUCGCCUGUGGACGCGCGCGCGGCGGCGUUUCUCGCGGCGCGUACCCGGCUGGCCGGCGGCGGGGUCGCUGUUCCCGAGAGCGGGGUAACCUUUCCCGAGAGGCCGGGGGUGCAGCGGCCGGAGCAGGCGCCGGUGCUGGCGCCCGGGCAGGCGGCUGCGGCGGCGGCCGCGGCGCUGAGGAGGGGGCCCACCCCCGGGUCGCACUCGCUGCCGUCGAUGGUGCUCGUGCCGUUGGAGGCCUUGAAGGCCCACCGCAGGGUGCCUAGGAGCUCUGAUCGAAGGGCGUUGGUGCGAUACCGAGACCUUCCCGACCGCAGCCGAUCGUUCGUGGUGUUUGUGUCCCACGCCUGGAUGAGGCCGCACACCACCCCGUCCUUCGCGCACCCGGACACGUCUUCGAGGGGGGGAGAGAAGUACCGCCUCAUCGCCGAGGCCGGGGACCGCAUCAGGGCGCACCUCCCGCCGGACGUCCGCGUGCUGCUGUGGAUCGACUACUCGUGCGUCGACCAGGACUCGACACGAAGGAGCAAAGCUACGAUGCGAGGCAUGAGGGAGUACAUGCGGCGGUGUGACGCCAUCCUGACGGUUUACCCCGGCGACGCCGCCGACAACGGGGAAGAGUUCCUCCCUAACCGCUUCGUCAAGUCGUGCGCCUGGGCCGGGAGCUACAAGAGCUUGGCGCACUACUGCACCCGCGGGUGGUGCCGGCUCGAAAUGCUGCUGGGGCAGACGGAGCCGCUCCCCCAGGACGGGUUCAUGUUCAACUUCCUCGUGCCCAAGAAGAAGAAGGCGUCUGGUGCUAAGGCAUCCGUGGGAGACAGGCCCCACUUCCUUUACGGAGCGCACCAGCGACCGCACAAUGGUCGCAUCGAUGUGGUGCCCCGCCAGUCCAGCAGGUGGUUCGAGGAACACCACCCGGAGCAGGGGAAUUUCACCCACGAAAGCGACAGGGACGCCAUCCGCGCAGUGCUGGCAAAGCAGACGAACACGAUGGCCAAGAGAAACGCGGCGAUCGCGGCCGCCAGGUACGGCACAGACCCACGGAGAGGCGGGGGGAGUGGAACUCGCAGCGGCGACAGGCAGCAUGCGGACGACGGAGAGUACGGGCGGCCGCACUAA
Messenger RNA from Ectocarpus siliculosus, 2385 nucleotides. The record is from the annotation of a GenBank genome assembly. Lineage: Eukaryota; Phaeophyceae; Ectocarpales; Ectocarpaceae.